This is a messenger RNA of Parathielavia appendiculata, 852 nucleotides long. RefSeq lists its product as uncharacterized. NCBI's taxonomy places the organism in Eukaryota, Fungi, Ascomycota, Sordariomycetes, Sordariales, Chaetomiaceae. The record is from RefSeq and is a predicted model, not a curated record. The transcript has 3 exons. The coding region runs from base 1 to 834 and encodes 277 amino acids.
AUGCCAAAUGACUCUGCGAGCUGGUCUGUGGUGGUCGAACGCAGGCUCGCAGCUUGCUCCGCCCUUCGAUCUCUCAAAUGCUCGCGGUCGAAGUGGUCAUUCAUCACCGACGGCCGACAGUAUGGGAACACUCUCGUCUCGUAUGGCAGCCUCUGGUCCCCGAUGCAUCGAGGACACUGCGUCUUUUACAUGAGAAGCGGGAAGGGGUCCGGCGCAGGAGGCUCCUCCUUCACUGACACCUCAGGCUGCGCGCUCUGCCGGGUAAGUUUGUACCUGGCCGUCUCGCGUUUGUCGCACAGCGCCACCAUAAGCUCGGCGACCUGGAUGCGGCGUUCGAGUUACGGUUGUGAAUUCCGCCGGUUCGACGGCCCUGAGAUUUCCGAGGAAAAGGCCCUGCAGUAUUCUAAGCUACGAGACGAUAUGGCACAGGAGUCGCUGGAUGCCGGACAGGAGAAGCCUAUGCAGCCGAAAGAUUUCCGCCGUGGUGCGGCAAACGAAGCAAAUGGUGUGGAACGCGCCGAUGCUGUCCGCGACCAGAUGUUGCGUCACGACCCCAAGUGGGCCACGUUCAAUAGCGUAUACAUCAACGCCAAGGUGAAAUUUCACCUUCAGAAUGCAGUCCUGCACGAGCCGCACGAAGAUGCGCUUAUCGAGAUGCUCACGCACAUCAGCGUCACGCGCGACCCGCGCGCAGGCCGGGAUAUUGUCCCUGCCGAAGUCUGGCGGGACCUGCCGCCCGGCGGCUGCAGGGACAGUCCAGGAUCGGCCGGCUCGGGCUCGUCACCCUCGCUACACUCGUUAUCCGCCUUGGCCUUGGACGACUUGGACAUAUAGAUAUGGAGAGUCAAGUAG